Nycticebus coucang (slow loris) is the source of this 3737-nucleotide messenger RNA. RefSeq names its product 5'-nucleotidase domain containing 3 (gene NT5DC3). Gene Ontology annotation, molecular function: 5'-nucleotidase activity. The record is from RefSeq and is a predicted model, not a curated record. NCBI's taxonomy places the organism in Eukaryota, Metazoa, Chordata, Mammalia, Primates, Lorisidae. The transcript has 14 exons. Bases 1965 to 3608 code for a protein of 547 amino acids.
UGGAUUGGGCUGUUUUAACCAUUUAUCGUCUCACUUUAUCAGUGAUUUGUAAAACAUUAAGCAUUAACUGUUAAGGGUUACUUUUUGGCUACCUUCUUCCCUAUCACACAACUAAAUUCUACUUACUAUGUUAGGAAGCCAAAUGGAAGACAGUUCUCAGCUGUGUGUCUUUAGGACCGUUAUUUCACCCCUUUCAGCCUCAGUUUUAUUGCAGUCCACCCCCUGUACCCACAGCUUCCAUACUCUUGGAUUCAACCAACCGAGUACUGAAAAUACUAGAAAGAAAUCAAUGUAAGAGUAAAAAAAUAAUUCAAAUAGAAAAUAUAGGCGGGACCCGUAGCUCAGUGGGUAGGGCAUCGGCCACAUACACCCAGGCUGGCAGUUUCUAAUCCGGCCCUGGCCAGCUAGACUAUGAUGACAACUGCAACAACAACAAAAAAUAGCCAGGCCUUGUGGUGGGCACCUGUGGUUCCAGCUACUUGGGAGGCUGAGGCAAGAGAAUCGCUUGGGCCCAAGAGUUUGAGGUUGCUGUGAGCUGUGGUGCCACUGCACGCUACUGAGGGCAACAUGGUGAAACUCUGUCUCAAAAAGAAAAAAGAAAAUACAGUGUAACACUCAUUUACAUAACAUUUACUUGAUUAGGGAUUAUAAGUAACCUGGAGUUAGUUUAAAGUAUACAGGAGGAUGUGAGCAGGUUCUAUGCAAAUACUAUGUUAUUUUAUAUGAGGGACUUGAGCAUCCACGGUUUUGGUACAGUAUGUGGGAAGGGGUGCUCUGGAACCAAGCCCUGGGAGAUACCCGGGGAGUUCUGUCUUUGUAAAAUGGGAGAAACAAUGGCAUGGAGUUUGCAGGAUUACUGAGAAGAUGGCGUGAGAUGAUGCACACAGUAGGGCUGGGUUGUCUUAAGUCGUGCCCCGCCUAUUUUGCACGUGGCAGCACGGUCCCCCCCACUCCGCAGAGUGCCAGCCUUGAGUGCUGGGUCCCCCAGUCCACCUAGCACCCUGCUCAGCAGUAACCACAAACCACAGGGCAGCCUGGGCAGUCCUUGCAGUCUAGGGGUUCUCAGCAGGGUUCUGGGUGGGCCACAUCCGUGUCUCCUUUAGGAGCUGUGCCUCCUGGUGGGAGGUUACUGUUCAUUCGGCUUUAGAGGAAGCGCCUGGCGCAGAACAGGUGCAGUCUAGCAGGGCUGAGAAGACAUGUGCACCAGCCGGGCGCGUGGGCAGGGGCAGGAGCUGGGUGACCCUGCCCUGAGGACCUCUCUUGGGAGGCGGAAAUUAGGGUGGGGUACUGGCCUUCUAGGCUGGGCAACGUGAGUGUCCUUCAAACUUACUGGAGUUAAGGGUGUGGGGUUCUCCAGCCAAUAUCGGUGCCGGUGUGGGGGCCUCGGCCCAGCCAUCCCUCCACGGGCGGGUCUGGAUGGAUCCAAGUUGAGAAUUGGGGGCCGUCGCAGACCGGUCCCCACGAUCUAGGGGAAAGGCGGACUGUAGAGCGGAGAGGUCACCUUCCAGAGCCAGGCCGAAGCAGCUGGGAGGGGUACUGGCUGUGCAGCCAGAGCUGGGGACCACCACAGAAGGCAGGAGGAAGGUGCGGCGGAAUUCGACCAGCGGGGCUGGGGUCGCGUCUCGUCAUACCCUGCGGCCUACACAGCACCAAGCCCAGCACCCAGCCCAGGAUCUGGUGUGCAGGAGGAGAAGAAAGAGACCGCAGCAGGCUGGGCGCCAGACUAGCUGCCUGGGCCGGGCAUUCCGCCUCAACCCGGCCGGGUCGCCUCCGACUCCGCCCCCGGCCCCGCCCCGCCCCUGCCCCCGCUCCCGGCCCCGCCCCCGCUCCCGGCCCCGCCCCACCACGGCCCCGGGGCCAGGCGGCGCCGCCACGUGUUCCGACGCAGGGAGCCGCCAGCCUGCAGUGCUGAGAGCCAGCAGAGCGCUGGCCCCGCGGCGCCACUCGCAGUGGUGGUGGCAAGCAUGACCUCGGCGGCGGUGGCGGUGGUGGCCCGCGGGGCCAGGACGAGGGCGGCGGCUUUGGCCUUGCGGGGCGGCCGCAGGUCCGCGGCUCGGGGGCGGCCGUGCACGGGCCCCGCUCGGCCCUUGUGCACAGCACCUGGGACCGAGCCGGACAUGAAGCACUACCUGUGGGAGCGCUACCGCGAGGCGAAAAGCAGCACGGAAGAAUUGGUUCCUUCAAUUAUGAGCAACUUGUUGAAUCCAGAUGCCAUUUUCUCAAACAAUGAAAUGAGCCUAUCAGACAUUGAAAUCUACGGCUUCGAUUAUGAUUACACCUUGGUGUUUUAUUCAAAGCACCUGCACACACUGAUAUUUAAUGCCGCUCGGGACCUUCUCAUCAAUGAACACCGGUAUCCCGUGGAAAUCAAGAAGUAUGAGUAUGACCCAAAUUUUGCAAUUCGUGGACUUCAUUAUGACGUACACCGGGCAGUGCUGAUGAAGAUCGAUGCUUUUCAUUACAUCCAGCGGGGAACUGUCUACAGAGGCCUCAGUGCUGUCCCCGAUGAAGAAGUCAUUGACAUGUACGAGGGGUCCCAUGUGCCCUUGGAACAGAUGAGCGAUUUUUAUGGAAAGAGUUCCCACGGAAACACCAUGAAGCAGUUCAUGGACAUCUUCUCGCUGCCCGAGAUGACCCUCCUGUCAUGUGUGAAUGAGCACUUCCUGAAGAACAACAUCGACUAUGAGCCUGUCCACCUGUACAAGGAUGUCAAGGACUCAAUUCGAGACGUCCACAUCAAAGGAAUUAUGUACAGAGCAAUCGAAGCAGAUAUUGAUAAGUACAUCUGCUAUGCUGAGCAGACUCGUGCAGUGUUGGCCAAACUGGCUGAUCAUGGCAAGAAGAUGUUUCUUAUCACCAAUAGCCCCAGUAGCUUUGUGGACAAAGGGAUGAGUUAUAUUGUUGGGAAAGACUGGAGGGACUUGUUUGAUGUGGUCAUCGUUCAGGCCGAGAAGCCGAACUUCUUUAAUGAUAAGCGGAGACCCUUCCGGAAGGUGAAUGAGAAAGGCGUCUUACUCUGGGAUAAAAUCCACAAGUUGCAGAAAGGCCAGAUUUACAAGCAGGGUAAUUUAUAUGAAUUUUUGAAGCUUACUGGUUGGAGAGGAUCCAAAGUGUUGUAUUUUGGUGACCACAUAUACAGCGACUUGGCGGAUUUGACCCUAAAGCAUGGCUGGAGGACUGGUGCCAUCAUCCCGGAGUUGAGAUCUGAACUCAAAAUCAUGAACACAGAGCAGUACAUCCAAACCAUGACCUGGCUGCAGACCUUGACCGGAUUACUGGAACAGAUGCAGAUUCACAGAGAUGCUGACUCGCAGCUGGUUUUGCAGGAGUGGAAAAAAGAACGAAAAGAGAUGAGAGAAAUGACCAAAAGUUUCUUCAACGCCCAGUUUGGAAGCUUGUUCCGCACAGACCAGAACCCAACUUACUUCCUGAGGCGCCUGUCGCGAUUCGCUGACAUCUACAUGGCGUCUCUGAGCUGCCUCUUGAACUACAACGUCAACCACACUUUCUACCCCCGGAGGACUCCCCUGCAGCACGAGCUGCCCGCAUGGUCUGACAUGCCCUCCACCUUCGGAGCCCCUCGCCUGCAGGAGGCUCGGGCCAAGUAGCUGAGGAGCCCCCCACUCUGGGGAAAAAGCCAGAGACAGCGACCCCCAUAGGGUGGGCAUGACGGCCCUGACUUUAUGUGGGUCUGAGUGUCACUUCCAGGAAAGGUACAGACAUCCUUUUUGAUAUUU